AUGCCCACCACCAUGGGGCAGCUCUUGAAUCCAAAGGGCUACCCUUCGCGCGUCGUCUAUCGUUAUGCGCCGGUACUGCUUCUCUUCGCCUUUUGCUACGCCGGCUAUCUGCUAUGGGACGACUCUCGGAUUUGGGGCAAGGCCAGGGCGCGCCUCCCCAUCGCAUUCGACCCGACGCAUCCCAUCAAGAAGCUCAUGAUUGACGCCCGAGAAGAGCACGAGGUCACCCUCGAGACGAAACGCACAUAUAAUCUCACGGCGACCGCCGCGCGCUACCGAGAGCUGCGUGGCCGCCAUCCGCCGCCUGGCUUUGACAAAUGGGUCGAGGCUGCCGUCGCCGCCGACGCCAUACUGGUCGAGGAAUACUUUGACAGGAUAUACAAGGACCUCCGCCCGUUUUGGGGCCUCGACGCCGCGACGCUGGCCAAGCGGGCGGCGGCAAGCGACUUUGCUGUCAAGGUGCGCAACGGUACAGUCGCCGUGCGAGGUCUUGACAAGGAUUGGGUGCACUGGCUAGAGCACUGGUCCGGCCUGGUCAAGGAGUUUGCCGAGCACAUGCCCGAUGUCGACAUGCCCGUGAAUAUGAUGGACGAGCCUCGUAUCAUCGUGCCGCAUGAGACACUCGACGCUCUUGUCCAGCAAGAAUCGCAAAAGCGCCAACUACAGCCCAUCGAACAAGUGAGCACCAACUACACCGGCCUCCAGCACAUUGACGACUCCAACCCCGAACCUUAUGAUGCGCACUGGCUCGGACCCGACAACGCCUACUGGGACUUGGCCGUCAAGGCCUGUGCCCCGGGGACGCUCGCGCACGGCGUCCCCGCGAUCCGCGACUUCACCCCGGCCGCCGAGGUCCCCGACAACUGGAAGCCCAAGUACUCGUUCAAGGGCUACGUCCAGAACUGGACGGCCGCGAUCGAUCCGUGCGAGCAGCCCCAUCUGCGGCAGCUGCACGGCUCCUUUGUCGAGCCCAUCAGCAUCUCGACCACCGAGGAGCUCAUCCCCCUCUUUGGCGGCUGCAAGCUGUCCCUGAACAACGAGAUUGUCAUCCCGGGCGCCAUGUACCUCACCGACGAGCUGCGGUACUCUGGCGGCGACACCCACGGCCCGGACUGGGAAAGGAAGCGCGACGGCCUCGUGUGGCGCGGCGUCGACUCCGGCGGCCGCGCCCACGACAACAACUGGUACCACCUGCAGCGCCACCGCCUCGUCGAGAUGCUCAACGGCACCACCGUCUCCCGCGUGGAGCAGACCGGCGAGCGCGCCCUCGCCUUUGACCUGCCCCCCGCGUCCAUGUACCCCAGCGAGCACCGCGCGCAGGGCAGGCUGGGCUCCUGGAUCGCGCGCCUCGCCGACGUCGGCUUCACCGCCAUCUGCUUCCCCGACGGCUGCGACUUCCUGCGGCCAUUCCUGCGCGCCGCGCCCAGCGUCGACAUGGCCACGCAGUACGAGUACAAGUUCCUGCCCGACGUCGACGGCAACUCAUUCAGCGCGCGCUUCCGCGGCUUCCUCCUCUCGACGAGCCUGCCGCUCAAGGCCAGCGUCUACGCUGAGUGGCACGACGACCGCCUCGCCCCCUGGGUGCACUUUGUGCCCCUCGACAACACCCUCCAGGACCUCUACCCCGCCCUCGAGUUCUUCGCCGACGCGUCGGGGCCGGGCGACGCCGCGGCCCGGUACAUUGCCGAGGAGGGCAAGGCGUGGGCCGAAAAGGUCCUCCGCCGCGAGGACAUGCGCCUCUACGUCUGGAGGCUGCUUCUCGAGUGGGCGCGCGUCUGCGACGAGAACCGUGAUUCGCUUGGUUUUGUUGACGACUUGACGGGAUAA
Messenger RNA from Akanthomyces muscarius, 1827 nucleotides. RefSeq lists its product as uncharacterized. The coding region runs from base 1 to 1827 and encodes 608 amino acids. NCBI's taxonomy places the organism in Eukaryota, Fungi, Ascomycota, Sordariomycetes, Hypocreales, Cordycipitaceae. The transcript has a single exon. The record is from RefSeq and is a predicted model, not a curated record.